Messenger RNA from Etheostoma spectabile (orangethroat darter), 1379 nucleotides. RefSeq lists its product as uncharacterized. The transcript has 3 exons. The record is from RefSeq and is a predicted model, not a curated record. The coding region runs from base 666 to 1379 and encodes 237 amino acids. NCBI's taxonomy places the organism in Eukaryota, Metazoa, Chordata, Actinopteri, Perciformes, Percidae.
GCAAUAAGGCGACUAACGUGAGUGAAAACAUUGGAGUCGGUUUGUUGUGCUGAGAAAGUGUGUGAGCUCCAACAGAUGUGGUCCAUCAGAGCCUGUGUGUGUCCGGAUAAACCUGUCUGAUGGACUUUGUGCUGCUCACCUUCUUUCUGAAUGUUUUACCUCGGACUCAUCUCCCGGAAGCUACAAAGCUAACGACGCUAGCUUAGCAUGCUAGCUGCUUAGCAACAGUUUGAAGGAAAACAAACAGCGUUUUUGACGGAGUUUGUUCGGAGGAAAAGUUUCUGUCAUCGUGUGAAAAUGUCUAAAGUCCAAAUGCUGAGAGGGCUGGUGGAGCAGCGACUAACUGCGGCUGCUGAAGAGAUAUUUGGGCUGGUUGAAAGAACGAUAGCAGAGCACGAGGAGGAACUGUGUCGUUCAAAAGAGGAGCACGAGCGCCAACGGAAACGACUGGACGCUGUUUUCAGCCCUCAGCUCCGGCUGCACAGAGCAGAGCUCCCACUGCAACAUGUCUGUAAGGAGGAGGAGGUUCUCUCUGACCAGCAGCUCUGUAUUCAGGUGAGGAACUCCAGUCUGGACCGAGAGGAGAGCCUCCACAGAUUAAAGAGGAACCGUGCACCAGUCAGGAGGGAGAGCAGCUUGUCCUGAAGCAGGAAACUGAUACCUUUAUGUUGACUCCUACUUAUGAGGAAAGGGACCACAGUGAAGGUCAGACUCUGAACUUAAACCCUGAUGACACUCUAAAUGCAGCAGAGAAAGAGUCUUUAGCCAACAUGCCAGUUAUAACCUCUGUGGAAUCAGAAGCAAACGGUGACCACCAGCUCCAUGGAGCUGAGAGCCAAGACCAGAAAGGAGGCCAGCAUGGAGACUCAGGAUCAACUAGAAAUGCAGAGCCAGAACCAAAGAAGAGACGACGCAAGAGCAGAAGUCACAGCAACAACGUAGACAACACUAACAUGUCAGAGACAGAUGUCCCGAAGUUGUCGGUGGUUAAAGCAGAGGUUCACCCUGACCAGCAGGGGUGGAGCUCCAGUCUGGACCAGGCGCACCCAGACCCCCCACACAUUAAAGAGGAACAGCAGCAACUCUGGACCAGUCAGGAGGGAGGGCUGGAGGAGGAUGAUAGCCAGUUCCCGUUCACUACUGUCCCUGAGAAGAGUGAAGAAGAUGAUGAAGAGAAAGCUCAGUCCUCACAGCUUCAUGAAAGCCAAACUGAGGAGAACAGAGAAGCAGAGAGAACAGGAUCUGAUGGAGAGGACUGUGGGGACCACAAACCAGCCAGGACUCAGAUCCAUAGUCCUUUACAACCACUACUCAUGACAAGACUUCAGACUCCUCUGAAUCUGAAUUUGAGACUGAUGAUGCAGAAGGGAGGAGACUAG